Zonotrichia leucophrys gambelii is the source of this 6042-nucleotide messenger RNA. RefSeq names its product vitellogenin-1-like. Gene Ontology annotation, molecular function: lipid carrier activity. NCBI's taxonomy places the organism in Eukaryota, Metazoa, Chordata, Aves, Passeriformes, Passerellidae. The record is from RefSeq and is a predicted model, not a curated record. The transcript is spliced from 35 exons. Gene Ontology annotation, biological process: cellular response to estrogen stimulus; lipid transport; response to estradiol. The coding region runs from base 172 to 5985 and encodes 1937 amino acids.
AAAUGUCUCUCCAGGCCUGAAGGAGAAGACCUCAGGACCUGGGUUUAGGUUUCACCCUUCUCCUCCCUGAUGGACAGCACCAGCAGAGAAAUCCUUGUUCCCCUCCUGGAGGAUAAAGUCUGGCUGCCUGACUCAGUGUAGUGUUUGCUGUGCUGCACCUCCCACAGCCUCAUGGAAAUACCAGGGAGCCAGCAUCUUAAUUACCAACCCGAUUUCAGUGAAAACAAGGUUUAUACAUUUGAUUAUGAAACCACACUUCUCAGUGGACUUCCAGAGAAAGGACUUGCAAGAGCUGGAAUAAGAAUAAAAAGUAAAGUGGAAAUUAGUGGUAUUGGGCCAAAACUUUGUCUCAUUAGGAUUCACUCGAUCGAAGCCGCAGAGUACAACGGGGCCUGGCCCGAGAGCUCGUUCUCGCGGUCCCUGAAACUGACCCAGGUCCUCACUGGGCAGCUCAGCAGCCCCAUCAAGUUUGAGUACAGCAAUGGCCACGUUGGGAACAUUAUGGCUCCUGAUUCUGUCUCGGAUGAUGGGCUGAACAUCUACAGAGGGAUUGUGAACGUGCUGGAGCUGAGCUUAAAGAAGGCGCAGAAUUCAUACAGUCUGCAGGAGGCUGGGAUUGGAGGUAUUUGUAACACAACAUAUACAAUCCAGGAAAACAAGAGAGCAAGCGUAGCCUACGUGGGCAAAUCCAAGGACCUGGACAGCUGUGAAGAGAAAGUUCAAAUUGUCACAGGAUCAGCAUACACUCAUCCAUGCAAGACCUGCCAGCAGAGGAACAAGAAUUCUCGUGCAACUGCUACUUACAAUUACAAAAUUAAAUAUUCACGUAGUGAAGCUGUAAUUACACAAGCUGAUGUUGAGGAAAUUCACCAGUUUUCCCCCUUCAACGAGAUAACAGGAGGAAAUGCUAUUGUAGAAGCAAGGCAGAAACUUGUUUUGACUGAUGUGCAGAAGCAGAAGGCAGAGGUCCCAUCAAAAGAGUACCAGAAUCGUGGAUCUCUCCAGUAUCAGUUUGGCAGUGAGCUGCUUCAGCUUCCUGUCCACUUAUUCAAAAUAAAAGAUGUGGAAAAUGAGAUAGAGGAAAGCCUCCAAGAAUUAGUAGAGGCCACCUCUGAGCAGCUUCCCAGUGAUGCACCAGCAAAAGCUCUCAAGCUCCUGCAGCUCUUCCGUGCAGCAAACGAGGAGAAUUACGAAUCAGUGUGGAAGCGAUUCUCCAGUCGGCCAGCCUACAGGCGCCACAUUUUGGAUAUAAUCCCUGCAGUGGCCAGUCACCGAGCACUCAGGUUCCUGCGGCACAAAAUGGAAAGGCAGGAGCUCACCAGCUGGGAAGUGACUCAAACAGUGCUUGUGGCUCUGCACUCCAGCCCUCCAACUCAGGAUGUGAUGGAGGAAGCAAUGCUCAUAGUAAAGAAGCACUGCCCACGCUCGAGCUCCGUGCUUGGGAAGGUUUGCCACCUCAGCUACGCGUCCCUGUGCCACAAGCAGUGCUCCUCCUCAGACUCCUGCUCCGAGUGUCUCCAGCUUCUUCAUGGCUUUGCAGGAGAGGCACUGAGCAAGUCUAGCACAGAAGAAAUUUCCCUGGCUUUGAAAGCCCUUGGGAAUGUAGGACAUCCAGCCAGCAUCAAGCACAUCAAGAAGUUUUUGCCAGGAUAUGCAGCUGGUGCCUCAGAUUUGCCACUCAGGGUCCAUGUGACUGCUGUGAUGGCCCUGAAAAACAUAGGCCUGAAAGACCCUAAAAUGGUCCAGGCUAUUACCCUUGAGAUUUUCCUGAAUCAAAAACUUCAUCCUCGAAUCCGAAUGUUGGCUGCAGCGGUUUUACUUGAAACCAAGCCAGGUCUCCCAGUCGUGAUGACAUUAGCUGAUGCUGUGCUGAGGGAGCCCAGCAUGCAAGUGGCAAGUUUCAUCUACUCUCACUUGAGGGCCCUGGGCAGAAGCUCAGAUCCAGAUCUUCAAGUGCUGGGUUCUGCCUGCAGGAUGGCUGUCAGAGCUCUAAGUCCCAAGUUUGACAGGUCUGGAUAUCAGUUCAGCAAGGUUUUCCGCUUCAGCAUCUUUAAAGAGUCCCUUAUGAGCGGGCUGGCAGCUAAGUAUUUGGUAUUGAAUGAUGCAGGUAGCUUAAUUCCAACUGUAGCAAUGUCCCAGCUACGGGCACAUUUCCUUGGAAGAGUGGCUGAUCCCUUGGAGGUAGGAAUAGCAGCUGAAGGACUGCAGGAGUUGUUUGCCAAAGGUUACGCUCCUGACAGGGACUGGGAGGCUGACUAUAACUUCAAGAAAAUCCUGAAAACGCUCUCUGACUGGAAGGCAUUCUCCAGUGACAAACCUUUUGCAUCAGGCUACUUGAAGAUGUUUGGCCAAGAGCUGUUUUUUGGUGGACUUGAUAAAAACGCCAUUCAAAAUGCACUGCAGGCAUGGUAUGGAUCUGAUGAAAAAAUCCCUUCACUAAGGAGAAUAAUCAGUAGCCUUCAAAGUGGUGUAGGGAGGCAGUGGACCAAGGCUCUCCUGUCCUCUGAGAUCCGCCGCAUUGUGCCCACCUGCACUGGCUUCCCGACAGAGACCAGCUUCUAUUACUCUUCCAUCACAAAAGUGGCAGGAAAUGUUCAAGCACAGAUUACACCUUCUCCAAAGUCUGAUUUCAAAUUGACUGAGUUACUAAAUGCCAACAUAAAGCUGAGAUCCAAAACAAGUCUAAGCAUGGCCAAGGAGGUGACCUUUGUAAUGGGAAUUAAUACACACACAGUCCAGGCAGGGCUGGAAGCACGCACCGAAAUGAAUGCUCAUGUACCUGUGAAUGUUGUUGCCAGUAUCCAGAUGAAGGAAAAAAAUAUCAAAAUUGAAAUCCCACCAUGUAAAGAUGAGACUGAUGUAGUUACCAUAAGGUCUAAGACAUUUGCUGUUACACGAAAUAUUGGGGAUUUGGCUGCUAGUAAGAUGACUCCAGUUCUUUUACCUGAAGCAGUGCCUGACUUAAUGAAGACGUCCUUCAAUUCAGAUUCUGCAUCAGGCGAGACUGAUAACAUCAGGGGUAGACAGUCUGCAGAGGAUGUUUCAUCUCGAAAUCCCUUUUCUUCUGGACGCUCCUCUUCCCAAAAAGAGCCAUUUGUUCAGUCCGUGUGCUUCAAUGCGAGCACAUUUGGAGUUCAAGUGUGCAUUGAGAAGAAAAGCGUGCACGCAGCAUUUAUCAAAAACCUGCCUCUUUAUUACCUGGUUGGAGAGCACGCCCUGAGAAUCAGCUUCAAGCCAGUUUCCACUGAGGCACCUAUUGAAAAAAUACAAGUCACAAUUCAAGCAGGAGACCAAGCUCCUACAAAAAUGAUACGUCUAGUAACAUUUGAAGAUCCAAAGGCACAAGCAUCUUCCAGAAAAGAAGCAAUUAAAAAAGUGAAGAAAAUCCUUGCUGACACUGAUGAUCAGGGGACAAGAAAACACAGGAGCUCAUCAUCCAGUGCCAGCAGCGCCAGUGGAAGUGCCGAGAGUACAACGAGCAGCCCCUCCAGCAGCGACUCCGAUGACAGAGCAUCACAGGGAGGCACCCAGAUAAAUCUGAAAGCAGGGCAGUCCAAAGCCAAAGGAAAGAAGUUCUACCCAUUUGGGGGCAGUAGCAGCAGCAGCAGCAAAAGCAGUAGUAGUGAUAGCAGUAGCAGUGAUAGUAGUAGCAGCAAGAGCAGCAGUAGCAGUAGUAAGAGCAGCAGCAGUAGUAGUAGUAGUAGUAAGAGCAGCAGUAGUAGUAGCAGUAAGAGCAGUAGUAGUAGCAGUAAGAGCAGCAGCAGUAGUAGCAGGAGCAGCAGCAGUAGUAGCAGUAAGAGCAGCAGUAGCAAGAGCAGCAGCAGUAGUAGCAGCAAGAACAGCAGUAGUAGUAAGAGCAGUAGUAGCAGUAGCAAGAGCAAUAGUAGCAGUAGCAAAAGCAGUAGUAGUAAGAGCAGCAGCAGCAAGGACAGCAGCAGCAGCAGGAGCAGCAGAAGCAGUGGUAUCAGCAGCCAGAGCAGCAGCAGCAAAGGCAGUACCAGAGGCAGCGCAGGUAGCAGCAGCAGUAGCAAAGCAUCUGGUGUAAAGCAUAAGGCUAAGAAGCAGUCCAAGACCACAUCAUUUCCACUUGCCAGUGCUGCUGAAGGAGAGAGAAGUGACCGUGAGCAGAAGCCUAAAACACAGAGUAGCAGCAGCAGCAGCAGCAGUGAGAGCACUGGUGCUUCCCGCUGGCGCAGCAAAUCUGACCGAGGAGUUGAGACAAACCAUGCCAAGUCCCGAGUUCACAGUGGCAGUAGUCACACUUCCACAGAAUGGGAAUAUCACCUUCCAAAAGUAUACAGUCUCCGCUUCAAGUCUGCUCACGUCCAUUGGCAUCCAGAUCAUAAAGGAUCAAGCAGCUCAUCAUCAUCUUCCUCUGAGCUGGGAAGCAGCCACAGAAACAGCAGCAGCAGCAGCAGCAGUGACAGCAGCAGCAGCAGCCACCACCACCACCAUGGAGAAAAUUCUGCCCACAACUCCAGGAGGAGCAAAAGAGUCAGCAUCCACCACCACAGCCACAGCUCCAGCCUGACACGUGAGCGCAACUUCCUGGGAGACGUAAUUCCACCUGGCAUCACGAUUGUGGCGCAGGCAGUGAGGAGUGACAGCAGAAAUCAAGGUUAUCAAGCCACAGCAUAUGUUCGUUCUGAUGCUGCCAAAGUUGAUGUGCAACUAGUUGUGGUUCAGCUGGCUGAAACCAAUUGGAAAGCGUGUGCUGAUGCUGUGAUACUGCCUCUGAAAGCACAGGCCAGACUGAGAUGGGGCAAGGAGUGCCAGGAUUACAGGAUAGAAGCAGCAACUACCACAGGACAACUAGCAAAGAAGCCAGCUGCACAGCUGAAGGUGCAGUGGGGAAAGCUUCCAUCCUGGAUAAAAAAGACAAGCACAGAAUUCAUGCAAUACAUUCCUGGUGCAGCGCUCGUGUUGGGCUUCUCAGAAGUACACCAGAGAAAUCCAUCUCAUGAAUUUAUAGUAAGAGCAGCUGCAACAUCUCCACGAACAAUUGAUACAGUAAUUAAAGCUCCUGAGGUAACACUUUAUUGUCAGGGAUUCCGAUUGCCAUUCACUCUGCCCUUAGACCCGUCUCCAGCUUAUGAGACUCAAGACAUCACUGCCUGGAAUUUAUUGCCUGCAAUAGCUUCACAAAUAGCACAAGAAGAUCAAUCCACGUGUGAAAUCGGGGAGAGAGAUUUCAAAACAUUUGAUCGUGUGAGCCAUUCAUAUUCUUUCAAUAAAAGCUGCAACCUGGUUGUGGUUCAAGACUGUAAGGAAUACCCAAAGUUCAUCAUUUCUACAAGAAAGGUUGAUCCUCAAUCUUUCUCAAGAGAGGUUCACAUAAAUACAACAUCAGCGAACAUCACAAUCAGUCCUGCCUCAAAUUGGUCUCUCCUUGUGGCAUACAAUGAACAGCGAGUUCUAUCACACAGUGGAAGUUCUGUGUAUGCAAAAGGCAAUGUUAAAAUUUAUAAAAAUGGAAAAACAGUUACCGUGGAAGUUCCAGAACUUGGACUGCAGAAGGUGACUUUUGAUGGUGUAAAUCUUAAGGUUACGGUUGCUUCGUGGAUGAGAGGAAAGACCUGCGGAGUUUGUGGUAACAAUGACAGAGAAAAGGAAAAUGAGCUGCUCAUGCCAAACCAUAGGCUGGCACACAGCUGUUCUGCGUUUAUUCAUUCAUGGGUACUGCUAGAAGAAACCUGCUCUGGUGGGUGCAAGCUGCAGCGCAGUUAUGUGAAGCUGAAUCGAAACCCUACUGUUGAUGGUGAGGAAUCUACCUGCUACUCUGUUGACCCAGUACUGAAAUGUAUGAAAGACUGUACUGCAAGUGAAAAGGCUUCAGUAAAGGUUGGCUUCCACUGCUUCCCAAAAGAAACUGCUGUAAGCCUGUUGGAAUGGCAGAAAAUCAGCGAUAAGAAAUCUGCAUCUGAGGAUGUUGUGGAGUCUGUGGAUGCUGACAUUGAUUGUACCUGCACUGGCAGCUGUAGUUAAGCUAAACGUUUUGGCAUUGUGCUAUAGACAUACUACACAAAUAAUUGAAUAGCUGGA